Messenger RNA from Gloeophyllum trabeum ATCC 11539, 1128 nucleotides. RefSeq names its product S-adenosyl-L-methionine-dependent methyltransferase. NCBI's taxonomy places the organism in Eukaryota, Fungi, Basidiomycota, Agaricomycetes, Gloeophyllales, Gloeophyllaceae. The annotation marks the transcript as partial. The record is from RefSeq and is a predicted model, not a curated record. Gene Ontology annotation, molecular function: O-methyltransferase activity. The transcript is spliced from 11 exons.
AUGUCAACCUCAAUAUCAUCAAGGCGAAAGCUUUUGGCGUCUAAUGCCAUGCAGAGUUUCACUAGCGCUGCCUUGCGAAUUACUGCAGAAGCAAAGAUAUCCGAUCAUCUUCUCGGCCACCCAGAUGGCCUGCACGUCUCCGAACUCUCUAGCAGGAGCGGCAUCGAGGCGGGUAGAUUGUCCCGGGUCCUGCGGCUUCUCGCUACCCAGCAUUGCUACAGGGAAGUGACAGACGACCCGGUUUCACAUUAUAUCGCAAUAACCACUGACGAGAGCAUGAAGUGUAUCGUGCAGCUGAAUCAGACAUUUAAGGACGCAGAGUACGCUACUUCGGAUAGCGCCGACAAGUCAGCGUUCACGCGCGUUUUUGGCAUGCAUUACUUCGCGUAUCUGGGAAGUGCAACAGACACCUUUGCGAAAGCAAUGAUAGGCGCCGGAGAGAUCAUGAACAAAGGAGCGCUCGCGAAAGCGUAUCCUUGGUCGACAUUACACAAGGACGCCGUUAUUUGCGAUGUAGGAGGAGGAAACGGUCACAUGUCUAUGCUGCUUAUGAAGCAAUUCCCCCACAUGAAGGCUGUGAUCCAAGACCAGCCUUCCUUCAUGAAUAUUGCUCAACAGGUCAACUUGUCCCGGGACACUUUCAUAUGUGACAUCACUAUCAGACAUGACUGGCCCGACGCAGAGUGCAUAGUAAUCCUGGAGAACGUGCGACGAGCGAUGAAGCCUUCGAGCAAACUGCUUAUCCGUGAGGAAAUUGACCAAAGCUUGAUUCAAAUGAUGACGCUUCUCUCAGAUGAAUUCAUCUGCCGACCGGUUGCGGCUACCACCACGGCGAACGCUAUGGAGCAGAGGGCGAACCGUGGAGCACCUCGCAGACUUGGGGUCGGGACUGAAGUUGGUGGCAAACUGGGACUUGGGAGAGAUGGGUUUGGUGGAGAUGUGCCAUGCGUAGGAUGGGAGAGCUCUGAUUGGUUGACGGCCUUCGGCUUAUGUCACUACAGUUCGCAGACGUGGUUGUAUUCCGCAGGCGCUCAGUCCUCUGUCUACGAACCUCUAUUCAAGGAACCCCCGCCCAGGCUGGUUGGUUGUUUGUCCGGUAGCGUCGGCUCGUUCAGUCACCCGUACUUC